GCUCGGGGCUGCCGCCACUGCUGCUGCUUACAUUACGAAGCUGACUCACGCCCACCCAUCCGACGUCUGUUUCAGCUCACCACCCCAAAAACGGUGCCCCCCGGCUUACAGAUAUUUAUCAAUAUAACAACUGCUUGCAGCAAAAUAUCGUUGCCCGUCAUCCUGAGCUCUCAGAGAUCGGGAUACAUCGUCACAUACGACAAAACAACAUCAAAAGAGAACGACGAGACUUUUGAUCCCUCUCCACCACAAGCAGAGCACCGCCGGACAGCAUAGAGCAAAACACCACCAUCAAAGUAGCACAAUUUUGCAAAGAACAAGUCCACACACAAAAGAUGGCGGCGCAGGAGUACUUCCAGAACCACCCAGCGGCGGCGAGCGCGUACUCAGCACCACCACCGCCGCGGCCGCCGGCGCACGCGGGAGUCCACUUCCAGCAGCAGCAGCCAGAGUAUAACAGCGGUGGCAGGAGCGGCAACUACCCCCAGCGAUACCACGGCAGUGCCGGGGACACCAGGCUCCUCGCACCAGCUUCUGCGCAACGCCGUCCCCCUCACCGCGACCAUCGGCGGGACGAUGACUACGACGAUUAUGACGAUGAUGAUUCUGAUGAGAGGGAGUACAGUCACCGCCGACCAAGAGAGCACGGCGGCGGCGGUGUAAUAUCAUCAUCCCGCCGCGCUUCGCCGUCGGGCAGGAGAAGCACCGAUCGCAGCCGGAGCCGCCGCGGGUACUCAACUGACGAUGACGAAGGAGAUGAACGCGGCGGCGGGCGCUCUGGUAGCAAGUCGUCUCGUCACCGCCGUCACCGCCACGACGGCGGCAGCGGUAGCCACCGCUCAUCUCGGGAAGAGCACGACCGCGGGGGUGGUGGUGGUGGUCUGGGCGCGACGCUCCUCGGCGCCGCGGCCGGGGGAAGCCUGGCCAAGAAGAAGAUGGGCACGGGAGGGUUGGGCACCAUGGUCGUCAGCGCGCUCGGGGGGUUGAUUGCGAACAAGGUCGAGGACAAGAUCAAGGACAGGAGGGGCAGCCACGGGUCCAAGGACCAGGACAGGGAGAGGGAGAGGGACAAGGAGAGUCGGAGAAGGCAGCAGCAGCAGCAUGACGGCUCGCACCGCCGUGAUGAGGAUGGAUAUGACCGGCAUGGUGGUCGGCAUCAUCUUCUUCCCCAUCGUGGACAUGACGGGCAAAGCAGGAGGAGCAGUCCCAGUGGGGGCCGACAUCGCGGACAUCGCCAUGAGUAAAAGCAUCCUUUGGGUAUCAGUAUCGCAAGGAAGGUACCGGUAUUUCCGGACAGCGAGGGGGAAGGAUGUGGCUACAUACGAUUCCGGGAAGGAUCGAGAGCAUGGCAGCCGCGGGCACUAGGUACUGGCUUGCGGCUUCCUCGCAAGGCGUUCGCCCUGAGCCCGGAAAGGGGAGUGUGUCACCGCAGUCUUUUAAGUCACGAAUAAACGAGGGAUGACCAGUCCACCAAACUAGACGCACCUCAGGGUUUUGCGGUUUUUCUUUCUUGUCUCGUCAUGUGAUUCGCAUACAUGUCUAGAGCAACUUCAUUUCUGGAAGGGUG
This is a messenger RNA of Microdochium trichocladiopsis, 1567 nucleotides long. RefSeq lists its product as uncharacterized. The record is from RefSeq and is a predicted model, not a curated record. The transcript has a single exon. NCBI's taxonomy places the organism in Eukaryota, Fungi, Ascomycota, Sordariomycetes, Xylariales, Microdochiaceae. The coding region runs from base 336 to 1244 and encodes 302 amino acids.